AUGGCGGGUGAAAUUGGCGGUAAUGGUGGCGGUAGUUGCGGUGGUGAUAGUGACGCGCCGUCCUCCCCCAGAAACAGGGUCAAGUUCUUGUGCAGCCAUGGUGGCAGAAUCCUACCCAGGCCCGCCGACAGCCACCUCAAGUACGUCGGAGGGGAGACUCGCGUCGUCGCAUUGUCUCGCAGCAUUACGUUCGCAGAGUUGAUGAAAAAGGUGAGUACAUUGUCUGAUGGGGAGAUGGUGCUGAAAUACCAGCUAGUCACGGAGGAUCUCGACGCCUUGGUCUCCGUCAAAAGCGACGAGGAUCUAAAGCACAUGCUCGACGAAUAUGAUCGACAAGAGAGCGAAGGGAGCCCGAAGCUGCGAACAUUCUUGUUCCCGUCCAAGCCAGUGGUGAUCGAGAGUCCAACCCCGUCGUCGGAACACCAAAUGCUGGAGCAGCGUUACAUUGACGCCGUCAAUGGAAUCAUUCGAUCACCACCGAAAAUGCAGCCCCAACAGCAGCAGAAUGCUCCGACUGCCCCGAUGAUCAUCGCAAGUAGCCCCAUGGGCAGCCUCAGCAUAUCUUCGGCGUGUUCAUCGCCCACAUCAGUAUCCCCAGAACAGCACGCGCUUGUGGGUGACAUAACCAUGGGAGGUCACCGGUUCUUGCUUACGCCUCCAAUGCAUAAAGUGCACAGCUCGCCGAGUAUUUGCAGUGCAUAUCAAGGCCAUGCUCAAGGGCGUCACCAUCACCCUAAUUACCACCAGAACCACCACCACCAUGCGUACCAGUCUUCGCUUGGUGCAAGAGCACACCACCUAGGGAUUAGGACACCACCUCCUUCGUCGCCAGUCAGGUCUGAGUCCGGGAGCGCACGGGGCUCGUUGAUGGGCCCUGCUGUUUCUACUGGGCAUGCCCAAAAUUCGAUUCCUUACAACUACCCUACUGGUAGCAAAAAUAGUCCUAGAUCAUCACUAAGACUAAGUGGUGGCGGCUGCGGUGGUGGAUGA
Malus domestica (apple) is the source of this 990-nucleotide messenger RNA. RefSeq names its product RAF-like serine/threonine-protein kinase PRAF. The record is from RefSeq and is a predicted model, not a curated record. Gene Ontology annotation, molecular function: protein binding. Lineage: Eukaryota; Viridiplantae; Streptophyta; Magnoliopsida; Rosales; Rosaceae.